This is a messenger RNA of Striga hermonthica, 504 nucleotides long. Lineage: Eukaryota; Viridiplantae; Streptophyta; Magnoliopsida; Lamiales; Orobanchaceae. The record is from the annotation of a GenBank genome assembly.
AUGGACGACCGUCAGCGGCCAUCUCCGGCAUCCACGUCAUCGUCGUCUGGGAACCAAUGCCGGCGGCGCCACGUGGUCGAGGAGGAUGCCGGAGAUCUGGCGGUGGCGUGCACCGGGAAAUCGUGCCAGUCGUGCACGGCGGGCGUGAUCGCCGACUGCGUGGCCGUGUGCUGCUGCCCGUGCGCGGUGGUGAAUAUCCUGGCGCUGGCAUUCGUCAAGCUGCCGUGGGCGGUGGCGCGCAGAUGCAUCGGAGGCCGCCGGAAGAGGAGCCGCCGGCGGAGGCUGGAGGAGGAGCAGAAACGCGGCGAGGGGGGCAGGGAUGUAAUUUCGGGAAACGGGAGGGCGGGGGGCGAAACGACGUCGGAUGACGUGUUGACUGGCGAUGGGUUAAAUGACUAUUUUAGUGCGGAUGAUGUUUGGAUAGAGGUGUAUGAUGAGGUUGGGCAUUUGGGUUUUGGUAGGGUUUCUUACACUGGAAUACCUUCUCAGACUCAACAGGGGUAA